AUGAAGCAAAUCGCCAGACGAUUCUUCCUCCUUGUUUUCUCCAUAAGCGCCUCCAAUUGCUAUCUCGGGACGCAGUUGGUGGUUGCUAUACCUGCCGACUCCGGUGCUGCUAAUAAUGCAAGUGAAAUUGCACCGAAUAUGUCGAGCUUAAAUGAGUCAAGGACCAAUAACGUCGAAAAUAUAAGUGCUAAAAUCAAGCAGUUUAAGUGGCGAGUUGGUAGUUCCUCAAGAUUGACUGCGAUUUAUGAUGCGGUUAAGUAUAGGAUAAAGAAACCUAUCUCCGAAAUCUAUGAUCAAUAUCUGGAGAAGUUGCUUCAGUUCGACGAUUUCGAGAAUGCUCUGAAAAGUCCUGAGAUGGAGGCUUUGAUUAACGUUCGCUUGAAGCACAAUCGUAAAGAAAAGAUUAGAAAUCUACGCUCGCUGAUCGCGCAACUUUCUGAAAAGUACGGGUACGACCUCGUGCUGAAAAGACUUCCUGAAUUGGCAUGGAGCGAAGAUUACAGCCAGCACAUGAUAAAGCACCAUAUACAAGAUGUACGACGUCAGAACUGGCUAAAAGAUAAUUUGUCUAUUGACAAAGUUAUCGAUCUGCUGCAGUUUGGUGACGAUCUUUCUGCAGACAUACAAAAUGGAAACUUGAACGAACUGAGAGAGUACAUCAUAUUGCGUGGCCGCGAGGAGUAUAAGAAUGCAGCGUUGCCACCUGAAUACGUCGAUGACAAACUGGUCACGAGUUUGAUAAGAAAAUUUGGUGGAGAAGGAAAGUUGAUGCAGCAACUUAGUAACGCAAGACUUUCAUUAGAAAAUGCUAGUAUUGUCGAUAGUUUAGAAGCCGCUUUCUUUCGCGAUUGGCUUCACGCAUCUGAUUCUCUUUUGUGGGAUCAAAUUGACAUAAGCAACGACGUUUUCAAAGCAUUAAUGAGCGGAAAUCUGGAGAUUGUUCAUAGAUAUUAUGCUCUUCGGUAUCCAGACCGCCGACUCCUUGCCGUUCAGACAUAUGUAAUGAGGUAUAAAGAGGAUGAAUUGAUGGUGGCACUUGCACUUAUGAAGCUUAAGCCGUCCAUGAAAGAAUUUGCAACAACGGUGCAGCAUGAGAUGUAUGAAUACUGGUUGACGAAAGGACCCCAUCAUUUAGAAGAUGUGAUUUCAUGGUUAAAAAUUGGCAUAGAAGACAAUCUCAUCAUCACCAUCAUAAAACUGGAGAUUUUGAGUCGCUUUAUCAUUUUCUUGAAACCUGACCCUCCCUUAGUGAGGGCAGAAAAUUUGUGGGACCUUGCCUACUUGGCCGGCAGAGCACUUGAAGAGCGUGAUACGGCGAAUUCAGAAUUGAUUGAAAAGUAUGAUCCGGUUCGGUUAGGAUCUGCCGCCACAAUUCUUCUAGACUUGAUUUUUGAUUUAUGGAGUUUCGAAAAUAUCCAGCCGCGUGAACUUCUCACCUAUUUAAAAAAAGACAUACAGGUUGGUAACGAAGAGACCACGAAGAAUUUAAUAGUCAAGAAAUACGAAAUGUUUAUUGAAGAGGAGAAUCUAAGGAGCAGGCCGUAUAAUGAUCCGAGAUAG
Plasmopara halstedii is the source of this 1560-nucleotide messenger RNA. RefSeq lists its product as uncharacterized. The transcript has a single exon. The record is from RefSeq and is a predicted model, not a curated record. Lineage: Eukaryota; Oomycota; Peronosporomycetes; Peronosporales; Peronosporaceae. The coding region runs from base 1 to 1560 and encodes 519 amino acids.